UUAGUAUAAUGACAAUUGAACUGUGGCUUAAGUUGUGACUAGGAGACGGAGUUUGUUAUUGAUCAUUUGUUGUGUCAUCGAUUGUCAUCAUCGUCAUCAUAAUGUCGACAUCAAAAUUGUUAGUGAUGCAAGAGCAGUUCGUGCUGUUCUCGAAGUUCGGGGAUCCAAGGUCUGAUGGAAGAACGAUCACGCUGACCCAGAGCGACAAGUGGAUGAAGCAGGCCCUGGUGCUGGACGGCAAGAAGGUCACCCUCACCGAUACCGGAGUCUGCUUCAACAAAUUCAAAUCUCGGACAAUAAACUAUCAGGACUUCAUGCGAUAUAUCGACGAUUUGGCCAAGGAGAAGGGUAUGGACACGGAUGAGCUGAAGCAUAUGAUGCUGACGUGCGGACCUCCCGGUACCAGCAAGAUCACGUCUGGAGCCGUGGCCGGAUCAAAGACGGAAGUCCACAAGAGCUAGAGGAAGGAAUCUCGGCAAGGAUGGAUCUCUUUUCUAGGUC
Molecule: messenger RNA, 501 nt
Organism: Nicrophorus vespilloides
Lineage: Eukaryota; Metazoa; Arthropoda; Insecta; Coleoptera; Silphidae
Product: TPPP family protein CG45057-like
Exons: 2
Coding region: 102-461 (119 amino acids)
Biological process (GO): microtubule bundle formation; positive regulation of protein polymerization; microtubule polymerization
Cellular component (GO): microtubule
Molecular function (GO): tubulin binding
Source: RefSeq, a predicted model, not a curated record